AUGAAUAUGUUUUUCGUCAAUAAUAUUGUACCAGAUUCUUUAUCAAAUCUUCAAGAACUUCAUACUCUUAGUAUGACAAAUACACCAAUUAGGAAAAUGACUGAUGAAUUAGGAAGUCUUCGAAAGCUUCAAAGUUUAACUUUAGACAAAUGUUCACUUUCUCAUUUGCCAAAUCUUAGUGAAUUAACUAAUUUAACUACAGUUACUCUUCCAAACAAUCAAUUAUCUAAACUUGAAGGUUUAACAAAACUUUAUUCAUUACAACUUUAUAAGAAUCAAUUCACCGAAAUUCCAACUCUGGCAGUACCUGAAGCACUUCUUCGACUUAAUAUGAACUAUAAUCCAGUAAUGGACAUGUCUUAUACUCUUCUUUUUAAGAAUAUAACAGAAAUCAGAAUCGCUGAAUCAAAAAUUUCGGUUAUUCCUUCGCACAUUUUUCUACUUGAAAAACUCUCGUUUUUGGAUUUAUCUCAUACACAAAUAAUUCGUAUACCAAGAAGCAUCUUGAAUUUACCUUAUCUUCAAUAUUUGGUUGUACAACGCAAUGAAAUUCCACAAGAAGAAGUGGAUUCAUUUAAAAUGGAAUUACUCAAUCAAAAAUCAAAAAUCAAUUUACUCAUCUAA
Messenger RNA from Rotaria sp. Silwood1, 624 nucleotides. The record is from the annotation of a GenBank genome assembly. Lineage: Eukaryota; Metazoa; Rotifera; Eurotatoria; Philodinida; Philodinidae.